AUGUCAUCAUACGCAGCACUCAAGCCCAUCUUUGACGAAGCAGGACAAGGCCAUGUCUUUACAUUCUGGGAUUCCAUCAAGGACGACUCGCAAAAACAAUCAGAUUUAUUGACUGCAUUGAGUGGGAUUGAUCCUGCUAGAUGUAAUAGGAUAUUCAAGAAUACUGUUGGUGGUGGAAGCAAGGAUGUAAGUGGUGGUGGUGGGGGCAUCAAACCAUUGCCAUCUGAUUCUGUGUAUAGUACUAUUACUGGGAAUGCUGAUGAGAUCAAGAAAUGGAAACACGAAGGCCUCAAACUCAUCUCUGAAAACAAGGUCGGCCUCAUCCUCCUCGCAGGUGGUCAAGGAACCCGUCUCGGCUCAUCAGCACCCAAAGGAUGCUACGACAUUCUCCUCCCAUCCCAUAAAUCUCUCUUCCAGCUACAAGGAGAACGAAUCGCACGCCUACAAAAAGUCGCCGAAUCUACCUUCAACAAACCCGAAAACACUGUAAUCAUCCCGUGGUAUGUCAUGACGUCUGGACCAACACGUAAACCAACUGAAUCGUAUUUCAAGGAACACCGUUACUUUGGCUUGAUUCCAGAGAAUGUAAUGUUUUUUGAACAGGGUGUGCUACCUGCUUUUGACAGCACCGGGAAAAUAUUCAUGGAGAAUGAGUAUACGCCUGCUGUAGCUCCAGAUGGUAACGGUGGUAUAUAUGCAGCGCUACGUAAAGAGGGUGUGCUUGCCGACCUGUCAAAGCGAGGAAUCCCAUAUAUACAUGCGUACUGUGUUGACAACUGUCUUGUAAAGGUAGCUGAUCCGACGUUUAUGGGGUAUUGUGUCGCCAAGGAUGCUGAAAUGGGGUGUAAAGCCGUACCAAAAACAGCACCGAACGAACCAGUUGGUAUCAUAUGUAUCAGGGAUGGGAAAUAUGGGGUUGUGGAAUACUCGGAAAUGGAUGCUGCCUUAUCCGCCGAACGAGAUAGUAAUGGUGGAUUGGUAUACCAGGCGGCAAACAUUGCAAACCAUUUCUACACACUAGACUUUUUAUCCACGAUAUGCUCUGAAGAGUUUGAAGGCAAACUCGACUACCACAUAGCACGAAAAAAAAUCAAACACGUUGACUUGGCAUCUGGCAAGAUGGUGUCACCCGAUAAACCAAAUGGUAUAAAACUCGAAAUGUUUAUCUUUGAUGUACUCCCACAUGCCACCAAAGUCGCCGUGCUUCAAGUCGCACGUGCAGAGGAAUUCUCGCCAUUGAAGAACGCACCUGGAUCGCCUGAUGGUGAUUCGCCAGAUACUAGUAGGAGUGAUAUUAUGAAGCAGCACAAGAGGUUUUUGGAGGCUGUUGGGUGUAGUAUUGUCAAUGGGGAUGAGGGAAGUGAGGAUGUGGUUGAGAUUUCACCAUUGGUGUCGUACGAAGGCGAAGGGCUUGAAUCGUUUGCUGGGAAGAGUGUUAAGACGCCGAUACAUAUCACGUCUGUAUAG
Molecule: messenger RNA, 1467 nt
Organism: Synchytrium microbalum
Lineage: Eukaryota; Fungi; Chytridiomycota; Chytridiomycetes; Synchytriales; Synchytriaceae
Exons: 2
Coding region: 1-1467 (488 amino acids)
Biological process (GO): UDP-N-acetylglucosamine biosynthetic process
Molecular function (GO): UDP-N-acetylglucosamine diphosphorylase activity
Source: RefSeq, a predicted model, not a curated record